AUGGCGAUGGAUGACCAGGAGGCCCUUGCCCAGAUCCAGCAAAUGGUGAAGUUCAUUUUGAACGAAGCCAAAGACAAAGCCCAGGAAAUAGAGGCGCGUGCAUUGGAGGAUUUCAACAUUGAGAAGCUAAAGCUUGUUCAACAGAUGAAGGACAAGAUUCGUCAGGAGUUCGACAAGAAAGCUAAAAAGCUUGAAGUACAGCGUUCCAUAGACAGAUCGACGGCAAUUAACAAGGCACGCCUCCGCCGAAUCGCUGCCCAAGAACAGGUGGUCACCGAAGUCUAUUCGCAGUCCCAGAAACAGCUGGCUGCGAUAUGUUCCGACACUGCCAAGUACAAAGAGCUUCUUGUGGAUCUGAUUGUCCAGGGGUUGUUGCGCCUGUUGGAAUCUGAAGUAAUUAUUAGGUGCCGUGAAAUGGACAGGGCACUCGUUGAAAGUAUUCUCCCCGCAGCUGCAGCAAAGUAUAGCAAAAUCCUCAGCGAUGAAGCAGGGCUGAAGAAGACAGUUAAACUUUCCAUUGACAAGUUGGGCCGGUAUCUCCCACCGCCUCCCUCUGGUGAUAGUUCGGUGCCUUCCUGCUGUGGCGGCGUAGUAUUGCUGACCGCAGAUGGAAGAAUUUCAUGCGACAACACCCUAGACGCACGUUUGAGAAUGGUUGUUACGGAGUGCUCACCGGCCAUUCGGAUGCACCUCUUCACAACUCCGAUAAAGCACUGA
This is a messenger RNA of Eimeria maxima, 717 nucleotides long. Its product is annotated as vacuolar ATP synthase subunit e, putative. The transcript has 5 exons. Bases 1 to 717 code for a protein of 238 amino acids. NCBI's taxonomy places the organism in Eukaryota, Apicomplexa, Conoidasida, Eucoccidiorida, Eimeriidae. Gene Ontology annotation, molecular function: proton-transporting ATPase activity, rotational mechanism. Gene Ontology annotation, biological process: proton transmembrane transport. Gene Ontology annotation, cellular component: proton-transporting two-sector ATPase complex, catalytic domain. The record is from RefSeq and is a predicted model, not a curated record.